Molecule: messenger RNA, 172 nt
Organism: Thamnophis sirtalis
Lineage: Eukaryota; Metazoa; Chordata; Lepidosauria; Squamata; Natricidae
Source: RefSeq, a predicted model, not a curated record
CCCGCUUCGCCCCUUCCCGCACUGCAGGCCUCGAGGGGAAGAUGUCCUCCUACCCGGGGAAGAAGACCGUCCCUCGGAUCACGACUGACCGCUUGCUCAUCAAAGGAGGGAAGAUUGUCAAUGACGACCAAUCAUUUUAUGCAGAUAUCUUUGUGGAAGAUGGCUUGAUUAA